UACACAGUACACUCUGAGUUGGAGUUACUCAUUAUUCUCUCUCUUUAUCUCUCUCUAUCAGUCACUCACACUCAACAACAACACUCACAGAGAGAGAUGGAGGAUCUCGAGGAGGGAGAGAAUGGAGAAGAAGAGGUGCUUGGUUCAAGCUUGACUAUGGAGAAAGUAGCAGCUGCUAAGAAGUUCAUCGAGGAUCAUUAUAAGGCACAGAUGAAGAAUAUCCAAGAUCGGAAAGAAAGGCGUUGGAUUUUGGAAAGAAAAUUAGCUUCUUCAGAUGUGCCAACUGAAGAACGGCUAAACCUCAUCAAAGAUUUAGAGAGGAAGGAAACUGAAUAUAUGCGAUUGAAAAGGCACAAAAUUUGUGUGAAUGAUUUUGAUCUCUUGACCAUCAUUGGAAGAGGGGCUUUUGGGGAGGUUAGGCUGUGUCGGGAGAAGAAAUCUGGAAAAAUCUAUGCAAUGAAAAAGCUGAAGAAAUCUGAAAUGCUUAAGAGAGGCCAGGUGGAACAUGUUAGAGCUGAGAGGAACUUAUUGGCUGAAGUCGCCAGUCAUUGCAUUGUGAAACUUUACUACUCAUUUCAGGAUACUGAAUACUUGUAUUUAAUAAUGGAGUACCUGCCUGGGGGUGACAUUAUGACUCUGCUGAUGAGGGAAGAUACCUUAAGUGAAAAUGUGGCUAGAUUUUACAUGGCACAAAGUGUUCUUGCCAUAGAGUCUAUUCACAAACACAAUUACAUUCACAGAGAUAUUAAGCCCGAUAACCUACUUCUGGAUAAAAAUGGUCACAUGAAGCUCUCUGAUUUUGGCCUCUGUAAGCCUAUCGAUUGCAUUACCUUGCCUACACUGCAUGAGAAUCAAACCAUGGAUGAUGAAACUUUGGCUGAGCCAAUGGAUAUCGAUAGCUGUGUUCCUGAUGCGAACAAUCGGAAAAGCUGGAGAAGCCCGCGUGAGCAGCUUCAGCACUGGCAGAUGAACAGGAGGAAGUUGGCAUUUUCAACCGUGGGGACGCCAGAUUACAUUGCUCCUGAAGUACUUUUGAAAAAAGGAUAUGGGAUGGAAUGUGAUUGGUGGUCACUGGGAGCGAUAAUGUACGAAAUGCUGGUUGGUUACCCUCCAUUUUACUCUGAUGACCCAAUAACCACAUGCAGAAAGAUUGUUCAUUGGAGAAACCAUUUAAGAUUUCCAGAAGAUCCCCAUUUGACACUUGAGGCCAAGGAUCUAAUCUACAGAUUGAUGUGCGAUGUUGAUCAUAGGUUAGGUACUCAAGGGGCAAAUGAAAUCAAGGCUCAUCCAUGGUUCAAGGGUGUAGAUUGGGAUAGACUUUAUGAAAUGGAUGCAGCAUUUAAACCACAAGUUAAUGGGGAACUGGAUACCCAAAACUUCAUGAAGUUUGAUGAGGUAGAACCACCAGAUGCAACAAGAGCCGGGUCCGGAUCUUCAAGAAAGAUGCUUCUAACUCCCAAAGAUCUAAACUUUGUUGGUUAUACUUACAAAAACUUCGAUGCUGUAAAAGAAGGCCUUCGCCAGUCUUUGAGUGAGUCCAUGCAAGAUUAUGCUUCCAAACGGACAGCUGAUGAAACAGGCUUGCAAAUGCUCGCGUCGUCUGGAGACCCUAUGUUACCAUGACAUAAAGUUCCGUGCAAACUGAAACCCGCCGUGUAGAGUUUGAGUGCUAGUUUUGGCUUUAUAUAUUUGGCCGAAAACAUCUGUUAGAGUACUUCAAUUCCCAUGCAUUUGCAAGAACAAUGUGUACAGCAAGUAGUUGAACAGUAUGUCCAAGCUUAUAGGGCAACAGUGUGUGUGUAUUUGAAUUUUCAAAUUAGGAACUGAAUCUUGUGCAACUGAGUGAUCCUGUGCUGGCUGCCCAGGUUGGCUGUGGAAGACUUGCCUUCUCUAGUGGCAGUUGCUGGUUAAAUGUUAGUUAUGGACAAAGCUCCCCGGUAACAUUAUGUGAUGUGUACAUUUAUUGGAACAUUGCAAAAAAUUUAACUAUAAUAGAAAGACUGUUUGAGGAUGGAUUA
Lathyrus oleraceus (garden pea) is the source of this 2018-nucleotide messenger RNA. RefSeq lists its product as uncharacterized. The record is from RefSeq and is a predicted model, not a curated record. NCBI's taxonomy places the organism in Eukaryota, Viridiplantae, Streptophyta, Magnoliopsida, Fabales, Fabaceae. Gene Ontology annotation, molecular function: ATP binding; protein serine/threonine kinase activity. Gene Ontology annotation, biological process: protein phosphorylation. The transcript has 12 exons. Bases 97 to 1623 code for a protein of 508 amino acids.